Messenger RNA from Brienomyrus brachyistius, 1731 nucleotides. Its product is annotated as LHFPL tetraspan subfamily member 3 protein-like. NCBI's taxonomy places the organism in Eukaryota, Metazoa, Chordata, Actinopteri, Osteoglossiformes, Mormyridae. Gene Ontology annotation, cellular component: plasma membrane. The coding region runs from base 1216 to 1731 and encodes 171 amino acids. The transcript is spliced from 2 exons. The record is from RefSeq and is a predicted model, not a curated record. Gene Ontology annotation, biological process: sensory perception of sound.
GCUGAUAGGGACGGUCUGGGUGCCGCUGCAGACUCCCGUUAAGCCACCUGUCGCAGAAACUGCUCUUUAAACACCCCCUGACGUCAGUGGUGGUGAUGUGUGCUGCUUGUGAGAGAGGCACACACCCCCAUGUGGUAGAGACCUACCCGUCCCCGGUUAGUCUAGACUGGCUUGCUGGGGGAAUCAGGGCGUGUUUCACGCUCGGAUCGACAGUCGGCCUCCGUGCCCGCUGGGUUUGGAAUAGCCGACCGAGCCCCGGACAGCGCGGCCAGGCGGAGGGACCUCUUUGGACGGAGGGUGACGAUUCGGCCGCCGGAAAACAGGCGAGGACCGCGUUUCGUUAAUAAACCCCGUCGUAGGCAGCGAGGGUCUAAACUGAUAUACUUUACAUUAGACGGGGAUUAGGGCGGGUGCAAUAUAAUGAAUAACAACCAGAGAGACGGUUUUCGAUUAAGCGCAUUAAUUACACACCAUGGAUUUGAAUAAGUUUCUUUAAAGAAUGAAACGCAGACAGGCAGUGGAUGACAUGCGCGGAGAAGAUAGAGAGGAUCCGACUCAUACGGAGAAUAAAUUCACAGGCUAUUCGCGUCGGCUGUUAACGGUGCCCCCCGCCCCCUUUAUCUGCAUCAUAAUUUAAAGAAGCAGAUGAAGAUCGUUCCGAAAAGAAACACUCUAGCCUCCUCAUAAAAACGGAAUUUCAUACAGAAAAAAAUACGGCGGUCUUGGGCAGUAGCGUGGAAUUUAAUUUAUAUUAGAUUUCCGGUUUUAUUUAGGCUAAACGAAGAGGUCUCGUAUUAUCAUAUUACAGUUAGGCUACAACAAUUCGCGUUUAGAGGGAUUGUUCAACUGUUUCGUAAUUUAUAAAACUACAGGACUGAUUUUGCGGGUGAAUCCGUCAUUCAUUCAUCCUCCCGUCAUUCGCGCGUAGCUGUACAUGUUUACUGCAAAAGCAAAAAGUACAGGAGGCAUCGGGACGUCGUAGCUGCGAUGCCAUACAGGGCAUGUGGCCCUGAAGUCUUUUUUCAUUAUUGAUUUAAUAGGUACCAGAUUGGCGAAAACGUGCGAUCAAAGACAAACGGUGGCCCAGCCUCGCAUCAUGUGUCACUGCAGACGGAGGACUGUAGCGUUUGCUUUGCUCAGGGAGCUGUCAACAAGCAGGCACAUUUAACCACUUAAAUCUUGGAAAAAAGUGUGCGAUCGGGCCCUGCACCAGACAUGAUACCGGGAACUGCUUCGGCGAUGCUCCCAGCCUCGGAAGCUGCUAAGAUAUACCAGACCAAUUACAUCCGCAACUCCAGAGCCAUCGGAGUCCUGUGGGCCAUCUUCACCAUACUGUUUGCGAUCGUCAACGUGGUGUGCUUCAUUCAGCCCUACUGGAUCGGGGAUGGCGUGGACACCCCGCAAGCCGGCUACUUCGGCCUCUUCCAUUACUGUGUAGGCAACGGGCUUUCCCAGGAGCUGACAUGCCAGGGAAGUUUCACCGAGUUCAGCUCCAUCCCAUCGGGCGCCUUCAAGGCGGCGUCCUUCUUCAUCGGGAUGUCCAUGGUGCUGGUCAUCACCUGCAUCGUCUGCUUUGCCCUUUUCUUCUUCUGUAGCACGGCCACCGUCUACAAAAUCUGCGGCUGGAUGCAGCUCGCCUCUGGUAGGUGCUUCGCGUUUCUGAGCCAGAACGUGGGCGCUCGCACUCCGAACGGCGCUGAGCUGAGAAUAGCGCUGGCAGAGAGCACGUAG